Trichophyton verrucosum HKI 0517 is the source of this 183-nucleotide messenger RNA. RefSeq lists its product as uncharacterized. Bases 1 to 183 code for a protein of 60 amino acids. Lineage: Eukaryota; Fungi; Ascomycota; Eurotiomycetes; Onygenales; Arthrodermataceae. The record is from RefSeq and is a predicted model, not a curated record. The transcript has a single exon.
AUGAUAUUGGUAUUCAAUGCUUCACUGGCUGUUUUUAUUGUGAAAAGAGCCACGAUAUGGAGAUAUCGAAAAGGUGUCGAAAAUGCCAUGGAGUUGUUGACAGAGGAUGAAAGAGAUUGGGGCAACAGAACAGAAGAAGAAGCUGAUGUAAGUAUCUGUGUUAUCAGCUCUUUCCAUGACUGA